GCAUAUCUUUUAGUUGUCAAAACACAGACUUGUCAAAUUAAGUUGAUAACAACAUUACGUUUUACAUUCAAAAUUGUAAAUUGGGAAAAUCAGGUGAUUUAAAAUGUUGCGACAAGUUUUGACUGCUAAUUGUCGUCGAAUUUUAUUGCAAACUAAGACCUUUUCGUCAAAAGCCACUGGUGGCACUGGCAAAGAUAAGGUAGAGGUGUUGAAUCACGCCGACGUACCAAUAAUCGACUAUGAUGACCCCGAUUAUUUGCCUCUCCCCGAAUACCCUUUACGACCAAACGAACCGCUCGAAGUUCGGAAACAACGGCUUAUUUACCAGUCUCGUAAGCGCGGUAUGCUUGAGAAUGAUUUGAUACUCAGCACUUUUGUCGCCCGCUAUUUGAAGGAUAUGGACGCUACACUGACAGCGCAAUACGAUCAACUUAUCAAUGGAGUAACCAAUGAUUGGGAUAUAUAUUACUGGGCAACAAAUGUUAAACCAACACCUCCUGAACAUGAUAACGAUGUAAUGCGUAUGCUAAAGGAGCAUGUGGCUAACUCUCAACGCGAAAAUCGGACAUGUCAACCAAAUUUGUGAAGGAUUUAGAUGUUUCAAUUAUAAAAAUUAGUUAUUAGUUUAUGAUCCUUAUCAUCAAAAAGCUGUUUAUGCGUAUAAUUACUUCAUAUUACAUACAAUAAAAGAAGUAAUAUGUGAAUGUAGAA
Molecule: messenger RNA, 711 nt
Organism: Anastrepha ludens (Mexican fruit fly)
Lineage: Eukaryota; Metazoa; Arthropoda; Insecta; Diptera; Tephritidae
Product: succinate dehydrogenase assembly factor 2-A, mitochondrial
Exons: 3
Coding region: 104-586 (160 amino acids)
Biological process (GO): protein-FAD linkage; tricarboxylic acid cycle; mitochondrial respiratory chain complex II assembly
Cellular component (GO): mitochondrion
Source: RefSeq, a predicted model, not a curated record